AUGGAUCGAUCGUCGGCCUCCCGGCCUGAUCUAUAUCUAAUUGCCGAUAACGAUAGCGUGUACGAGCAAGAUCUUCUCCGGAAUCCUGGCACCAUCAAGCCAUGGCUUGCGUAUAUCGAAUAUAAACAGCAAAAUGGGACUCUUUACGAGCAGGCUUUCGUGGGUCGCCCUCUUGAUGCGUUGAUUAUCAGCAUACUGAACGAUUUCCAGGUCAUGGAACGUGCUUGUAAACAGCUCCCGAGAUCCUACAAGCUUUGGAAGAUGUACUUGGAAUUCCGAACAAAGCAUCUGAAGAACCGCAAUGCGAUCAAGUAUCGGGCUGAGUUUCAGAAAGUCAACACGCUAUUCGAGCGUGCAUUAAUUUUGCUGAACAAGAUGCCUCGCAUAUGGGAGAUGUACCUAACUUUCAUGCUUCAGCAACCGCUUGUCACUCAGACCAGGAGGACCUUUGAUCGGGCGCUGCGAGCAUUGCCCGUAACCCAACACAACCGGAUUUGGAAACUCUACAAGACUUUUGCGCGCUCUGCUUCAGGUCAAACUGCCGUUAAGAUCUGGGCGCGCUACAUGCAAAUACAUCCGGAGAAUGCAGAAGAGUACAUCAACCUGCUUGUGGAAAUGGGCCAUUACACCGAUGCCAUCAAGCGAUACAUGGAGAUUCUCGACAAUCCGCGAUUUCAGUCUCGGGAAGGAAAGAGCAACUUCCAGCUGUGGACUGAGAUGGUUGACUUAUUAGUUUCAAAGGCAAAGAAGAUCGAAACAGGUCCUCAGACUGGCAUUGAUGUGGAUGCUAUCCUUCGCAGCGGCAUUGAUCGAUUUGCCGACCAAAGAGGCAAAUUAUGGGCUGGAUUGGCAACAUACUGGAUCACCAAAGGCAACUUCGAGAAAGCACGAGAUGUUUUCGAGGAGGGCAUUACGACAGUCAUGACAGUUCGUGAUUUCACUCUUAUAUUCGACUCCUAUGUCGAAUUCGAAGAAUCUAUUAUAGGCAGCUUGAUGGAGGCUGCAGCCGUUCGAGCCGAUAAUGGCAAAGCCGACGAGGAAGCCGAUUUCGACCUUGAUUUGCGGAUGCUUAGGUUUGAGCAACUCAUGGACCGGCGGCCAUUCCUCGUCAAUGACGUAUUGCUCAGGCAGAAUCCCAAUAAUGUCAUCGAAUGGGAGAAGAGAGUGGCUCUCUGGGGUGACAACAACGUCGAAAUUGUCAAUACAUACACAGCUGCGAUUGCAGCUAUAAACCCAAAGAAGGCCGUUGGCAAAUUUUCUGAGCUCUGGGUAAACUAUGCGAAGUUCUACGAGCGCGGAGGAGACUUGGACACUGCACGUAUCAUUUUCGAGAAAGCUGUUAAGGUUCCUUUCAAAUCAGUGAAUGAGCUUGCCGAAACAUGGUGUGAGUGGGCAGAGAUGGAGUUGCGCAGUGAAAACUUCGAUAAAGCGGUUGAGAUCAUGGCCAAAGCAACGCAGGCCCCCAAGAAGUCAACAGUUGACUAUUUCGAUGAGACUCUUUCUCCUCAACAGCGCAUCCACAAGAGUUGGAAGCUGUGGAGUUUCUACGUCGAUCUGGUGGAAAGUGUCUCAUCGAUCGAGGAGACUAAGAAAGUGUAUGAAAGGAUUUUCGAGCUACGCAUUGCGACUCCUCAGACUGUAGUCAACUAUGCCAAUCUCCUCGAGGAGCACAAAUACUUUGAAGAGUCAUUCAAAGUAUACGAGCGAGGCUUAGACCUCUUUACAUAUCCAGUUGCAUUCGAGCUUUGGAAUUUGUAUUUGACCAAAGCUGUUGACCGAAAGAUUGGUAUUGAACGUCUGCGAGAUCUCUUUGAACAAGCCCUUGACGGCUGCCCUCCAAAGUUCGCCAGACCUCUCUACCUGAUGUAUGGUAACCUGGAAGAAGAGCGGGGUCUGGCUCGGCACGCCAUGCGAAUCUAUGAACGCGCCACUCGGGCAGUGUCUGACGAAGAUCGGUUUGAGAUGUUCGAGUUCUACAUUACUAAAUCAGCUUCCAACUUCGGAUUACCAUCUACGCGGCCAAUUUAUGAGCGCGCAAUUGCCGCUCUGCCCGACCAUGAGGCUAAAGAAAUGUGCCUUAAAUUCGCUGAGAUGGAAAGGAGACUGGGCGAGAUUGACCGUGCUCGUGCCAUCUACGGACAUGCAUCUCAGUUCUGCGAUCCCCGCACCAAUGCGCCCUUCUGGCAGAAAUGGGAGGCCUUUGAAGUCCAACAUGGAAACGAAGAUACAUUUAAGGAAAUGCUGCGGAUCAAGAGAAGUGUUCAAGCUCAAUACAACACCGACGUCAACUUCAUCGCCUCGCAAGCCAUCGCCCGCAGCCAACAACGGGCUCCGGAAGGCGAAGAAGCCACAGCCGCAGCGGAGAGAGAAAUGGACACCGAAACCACAGAUGCCAUGGCUGCCUUGGAACGACAAGCCCGUGCGCCUAUCGGCUUUGUCGCUGCUAGUACCGGCCCUGAAGGCGGUAAUCGUGCUCCCCCUGCAGGUCAAGGCCCCGUCGCCGCCCCAGCUAAUCCCGACGCCAUCGACCUCGACGACGACAUGGAAGCUGACUAG
This is a messenger RNA of Aspergillus nidulans FGSC A4, 2556 nucleotides long. RefSeq names its product mRNA splicing protein SYF1. Gene Ontology annotation, biological process: RNA processing; mRNA splicing, via spliceosome. Lineage: Eukaryota; Fungi; Ascomycota; Eurotiomycetes; Eurotiales; Aspergillaceae. Gene Ontology annotation, cellular component: nucleus. The record is from RefSeq and is a predicted model, not a curated record. Bases 1 to 2556 code for a protein of 851 amino acids. The transcript is spliced from 4 exons.